GCCGCGCUUCCUGAGCGGGCGAGCGGAGCUCAGCACGGGCGCGGGGGCCCAUGGCGGCGGCGGCGGCGGCCCUGGCGGCGGCCGAUCCCCCGCCCGCGAUGCCGCCGGCGGCCGGGGCCGGGGGUCCGGCCGCCCGCCGGGACCUCUACUGGCUGCGCUCGUUCCUGGCCGGAGGCAUCGCUGGGUGCUGUGCCAAAACAACAGUUGCUCCUUUGGAUCGAGUGAAGGUUUUAUUACAAGCACACAAUCACCAUUACAGACAUUUAGGUGUGUUUUCGACACUGUGUGCUGUUCCCCAAAAGGAGGGAUACCUUGGAUUGUACAAAGGAAACGGUGCAAUGAUGAUUCGAAUCUUUCCAUAUGGUGCAAUCCAGUUCAUGGCAUUUGAACAUUAUAAAACGUUUAUUACGACAAAACUGGGAGUUUCUGGUCAUGUACACAGAUUGAUGGCUGGGUCCAUGGCAGGCAUGACAGCUGUUAUCUGUACUUACCCUCUGGACAUGGUCAGAGUCCGACUCGCAUUCCAGGUGAAGGGGGAGCACACGUACACAGGAAUCAUCCAUGCCUUCAAAACUAUUUAUGCAAAGGAGGGCGGUUUCCUUGGGUUCUACAGAGGCCUGAUGCCAACCAUACUGGGAAUGGCUCCAUAUGCAGGUGUUUCCUUUUUCACUUUUGGUACCUUAAAGAGUGUUGGGCUUUCUCAUGCUCCAACCCUUCUCGGCAGACCUUCAUCAGACAAUCCUAACGUUUUAGUUUUGAAAACCCACAUAAACUUACUUUGUGGUGGUGUUGCAGGAGCCAUAGCACAGACAAUAUCCUAUCCAUUUGAUGUAACGCGUCGGCGAAUGCAAUUAGGAACUAUUCUUCCAGAAUUCGAGAAGUGCCUUACCAUGCGGGAGACGAUGAAGUACGUUUAUGGACACCAUGGGAUUCGAAAAGGAUUGUAUCGUGGUUUAUCUCUUAAUUACAUUCGCUGCAUCCCAUCUCAAGCAGUGGCUUUUACGACGUACGAACUUAUGAAGCAGUUCUUUCACCUGAACUGAAAAAAAAAACUGAUUUAUUUUCCUUUAUUCUCAGAGCUUAGAAAUAAAAUGUUAACUUUAAUUUUGGGGGCACAUUACUUGAAGGGGGAUAUUUGACCUCUUACAGGAAGCACUUGUAUUUCAGUACUUGAUUUUCUCUAUCACAAAUCAGAAGUGCUUACUCUACUUCUUGAUGCCAAAAGUUAUACCUUUGAACACUGGGGGGCAGUCUCCUCUGUAGAUGCUGAUGCUAGCUAAUCAGUUAGGUUAUUUGAGACCAUUUUAAAGUGUUAUUUGGA
Messenger RNA from Sorex fumeus (smoky shrew), 1321 nucleotides. It is a transcript of the gene SLC25A16, whose product is annotated as solute carrier family 25 member 16. The transcript has 9 exons. Gene Ontology annotation, biological process: transmembrane transport. Bases 51 to 1043 code for a protein of 330 amino acids. Gene Ontology annotation, cellular component: mitochondrial inner membrane. Lineage: Eukaryota; Metazoa; Chordata; Mammalia; Eulipotyphla; Soricidae. The record is from RefSeq and is a predicted model, not a curated record.